UGACAAUUCUUGGUAAAUUAAACUGAUACUAGGAACCAGGUAUCUGUAGUCAUUAUGAUACGCGUCUUGACUAUACAGCUGCUGUUGCUGGUGUUUGUUUCUCUGUUGAAAACAAAACGGGCACUGUAACAGAACCAUGGCAGCUGCAGAUCCCCCACUUUCUGAGUUGAUAGAAGAAGAGUUUCUAAAGUGUAAUAUCUGCUUUGAGCUGUACAAGUCUCCACGGAUCCUGCCCUGCCUGCACUCCUACUGUGAGCAGUGUCUGGAGAAGCUGUUGGAGAAAGGGAAAGGCUGUAUCUGCUGCCCUGAGUGCCGAACAGAGACAUGCGUUCAAGGCAACAUCAGAAACAUCAAAGCCAACUUCUUUAUAAACGGCCUUCUGGACCUGUUUGAGUCCAAGAGGAACAAGGAGGCGGUCUGCUCUGUGUGUGUGUCCUUAAAGCAGAGUCCGGAAGCUGUCUCAUCCCGCUGCCUUGACUGCGCUGACUUCCUGUGCCGUGCCUGUGCCGAGGGCCACUGCUGCUCCAAGCUCACCCUCUCCCACACAGUGGUGAGCCUGCAGGACUACACCGCGGGGAGGUAUGAUAAAGAGGCCCGACUCAGGCAGGAGCAGCACUGUCACAGCCACCAGGACACACUGAGGUUUUACUGCAACACCUGCUCCAUACCCAUCUGCAGGGACUGUCGCAUGCUGGAGCACUUUUCACACGACAUCCUGUUCAUGGCUGAUGCUGUCAAAGCCAGGAAGCCUCAGGUAGAGGGUCUGAUCAGCAGCUUGGACAACAACAUAAAAAGCAUUGGCCAGCAAGAAGAGGCUGUGGACUCCAUGAUAGGACAACUAAAGGAAUCCCAAAGCACUAUCCAGGACUGUGUCUCAAAGUACAUCUCUCUGCUUGUAGAACAGCUCUAUGCUGAAAAGGAUUCUAUUUGUAAAGAACUGUCAGAUUUUGUUCAACAGCAGGAGAAGAGCUACCUGUGCAUUAGAGAGACUCUCCAGAGUCACAUGGACUCAGCUCAGAGCACCAAGGACUUCUCCAGGAAGGUCAUGGAAAUGGGGAAAGAUUAUGAAAUUCUCCAGCUGGAAGGCUUGAUUCAGAGUCACAUUAAAAGACUUCAGGAUAUCAACAUCCCAGCACCUGAAGGGAAAAUGCCAUAUCUGGUUUUAAAGGAAGGCGUGAACAAGGAGAGCAUUGUAAAACAAAUGUUUCAGUUGAGAUUUGAACCCCAUUGCAAUAGUUCAGGAAAUCCUCCAACAGUGGUUGCAACUGACAUCAAACCAGAACCUCAGAUGACUGUUCAGACACUUGCUGAGAUGGCCACCUUUGUUUGUUCAUUUAACACAGAAGAUACAGAAGAGGAAUACACUACAAACAUAACAGGCAUUGCCAACUUCAAAAACGGGGAUAUUGUCAUUGCUGAUGAGAGUAACUCGGUUGUAAAGAAAUUUAGGCACAAUGGGAAGACAUUAGGUAACAUUUCUGUAUCGGAGGAAUGCUGCCCUUGCAGUGUCACUGUCUGUGGGGAUACAGUUUAUUUUUCUUCAGGAACAAAGCUUUAUAAGAUCACAGAAGACAGGGAUAUAAUUCAAAUAAACAAUUUCCGUGGGUCACAGGCCAGUUAUCCCAUUGCCUCAUACAAGGGCAAGUACAUAGCUGUGAGUGAAGGGACAUUAUGCACCUUGUCUCUAUAUGAUCCCAAAGGCUUGGUCGUGGACAGAGUUAGACCUAAAGAUUAUGGCAUUGGGAAGUUCAUGUUUCUGGCAGUCAACAGCAGAGAAGAGUUUAUCGUUACAGACACUGCUAAGAAAUGUAUAGUGGUUUUCACAAAGACAGGAGAGAUCAUCAAUGUGUGUACGUCAGCUGGCUCUGAUCAAUUUGCCCCUUUCAGUGUCUGUGUUGACCACAGGGACAAUAUAUAUGCUGUAGAAAGUGGGAGGAUCAUUCAGCUUUCGCCCAAAGGAAAGUAUUUGAAAGAGGUGGUAAAUUUCAGAUUUCAGGCAUUCAGACCUAAAUUAAUAACUUGUAGUGCCUUUGGACAGCUUAUAUUGACUAAUAAGGAGGGAUUCAUCAAGAUUUAUAAACUAAGUUAAUCUGGUAACUUAGGCUACCACGUUGACAUUUUUUUUGUAAACGUAUGAACUAUCUGCAAUAAAGUAAACGCCAUUUUACAAGAUGAAAAAAAACAAAAAACACUUGUAUAUCUUAUAAAAUAAUUAAUUUAAAAUGAGUAUUAAACUUUAUUUAACAUUUACUAUCUUAGUUCAUGAUUGUUGCAAGAUGAGUUGCGGGUCAGACCAGGGAGGAGACGAACACGGUACUGGGGUAUGGAAGUGCUGAUACGUGAGUUUUAAUAAUAAAACAAAGAUUUAAACAAACACAAAACAGCGGUACAAACAAAAACAGCACAGUGGCCAAAAUAAAGAGACAGACACAGAACAAAUCAAGUAUAGUGCUGGUCUAAAACCAGCACAAGUAGCAUUUGUUGUAUUUCUGGGGCCGUAUACACAAAGCUGACUUCAGUCUAAGACCAAAGAAUGGGCUAACUCGCUUUUGCUGACAUUGUUAUGACUGAGUGUCACAAAGACGGCUGCAGUGGGUGACGUCAGACCAGAACAGGAACCGACUCAGAACACAGGUUUUGGA
This is a messenger RNA of Polyodon spathula (Mississippi paddlefish), 2642 nucleotides long. Its product is annotated as E3 ubiquitin-protein ligase TRIM56-like. The record is from RefSeq and is a predicted model, not a curated record. Gene Ontology annotation, cellular component: nucleoplasm; chromatin. The coding region runs from base 137 to 2089 and encodes 650 amino acids. Gene Ontology annotation, molecular function: ubiquitin-protein transferase activity; zinc ion binding. Lineage: Eukaryota; Metazoa; Chordata; Actinopteri; Acipenseriformes; Polyodontidae. The transcript is spliced from 2 exons. Gene Ontology annotation, biological process: positive regulation of DNA-templated transcription.